This is a messenger RNA of Durio zibethinus, 1298 nucleotides long. RefSeq names its product protein CDI-like. Lineage: Eukaryota; Viridiplantae; Streptophyta; Magnoliopsida; Malvales; Malvaceae. The record is from RefSeq and is a predicted model, not a curated record.
GCUCCUACAUUCAACACACAAAAAUCUCCUUUGAAUCGAAUAAAAUUUGGAGAAAUUCGAAUUUUAGAAUUUUCUUUUCUUUGAAUUCCCAUUUCUAUAAAUAGUCUUCCAAGAGUCAAUCACCAAGUAAUCUUUCUUCAUUAUCAAUAAUCGAAAGAAAAUUCUUCUUUUUCUUUAGAAACUUUGCAUUACAUUCCCAUUAUUCUUUCUUCAUUAUCAAGAAUUGCUAGAUCCACGCUUUCUUCACUUUACCAGAUCUCUGUUAUAGAAGAAAACUGCUGCUAACAAUGACUCUGGCUAAUGGCAAUGCUCACCGCAUGACUAACAAUGGCGAUGUAAGCAAACCCUUCAAAAUCUUUGUUGGUUAUGAUCCGCGUGAAGAUCUAGCUUAUGAUGUCUGCCGCCAUUCUAUAUUGAAACGUUCUUCAAUUCCUGUUGAGAUCACACCCAUUGUUCAAUCAGAUCUUAGGAAAAAAGGCCUUUAUUGGCGUGAAAGGGGUCAGUUGGAGAGCACUGAGUUCUCCUUUUCGCGGUUCCUAACACCCUACUUGGCGAAUUAUGAUGGUUGGGCUAUGUUUGUUGACUGUGAUUUCCUUUACUUAGCUGAUAUCAAGGAGUUAACGGAGAUGAUCGAUGAUAAAUAUGCAAUCAUGUGUGUUCAUCAUGAUUAUUCCCCCAAAGAGACCACGAAAAUGGAUGGUGCUGUGCAGACUGUGUAUCCCAGGAAGAAUUGGUCUUCUAUGGUGUUGUACAAUUGUGGUCAUCCAAAGAACAAGGGGUUGACUCCAGAGGUUGUGAACAAGCAAACGGGUGCAUUUCUUCAUAGGUUUCAGUGGCUUGAAGAUGAUGAAAUUGGAUCAGUCCCAUAUGUUUGGAAUUUUCUGGAGGGGCAUAACAAGGUUGUUAAGAAUGACUCGACAUCGUCUCCUAAAGCUAUACAUUACACUCGUGGAGGACCAUGGUUUGAGACAUGGAAGAAUUGUGAGUUUGCUGAUCUUUGGGUGAAUGAGAUGCAAGAAUACAUGGAAGAAAAGAAGUCAAAUGCAAGUUAAAUCAAAUCUACACAGACAGUGGUAUUUUCUAGUAUCUGUUUUACUAGUAUGUCCAUUUACUCUUGCUCCAUUUUUAUUUUUUAUUUCAUUGAAUAUGUUUUGUGUAUCCUAGAUCUGAUUAUGCUUUAGAGAAGAGGUAUUUUCUCUGUGGUAGUGUAUCCGAUGGAUCGUAUAUGUAAUUUUUCAAAUUUUUUAUUUGUUGAACUGAAUAGAUUUGGGAUCUAAUCCUUGGUAUGUUAUGCAGUA